This is a messenger RNA of Passer montanus (Eurasian tree sparrow), 1377 nucleotides long. RefSeq names its product EF-hand and coiled-coil domain containing 1 (gene EFCC1). Bases 51 to 1100 code for a protein of 349 amino acids. NCBI's taxonomy places the organism in Eukaryota, Metazoa, Chordata, Aves, Passeriformes, Passeridae. The record is from RefSeq and is a predicted model, not a curated record. The transcript has 7 exons.
GAACACAGAAGCACUCCCAGUCCAAGUACCUCCAAAGUGCCCUGGAGGAAAUGGAGCUCAUCCGGAGCUCCGGGGAUGGGCAGUUUGAAGAAGCCAUCAGGUUCAGUCAGGAGCUGGAGAAGGAGCUGAAGAGCUCUCAGGAAGCUCUGGUCAGCCUGGAAGAUUGCAACCGUCACCUGAAGAGGGAGCAGGCAGAGAUGAGGAGGAAGGUGGAAGAGGCCAGACAGGCUGUCCUCAACAGUCUUGGCAAAGUGAAGGAGCUGGAAGUGAGAGCUAACGAGGUGACACAUCUGCAAAUACACAUCCAGCAGCUGGAAUCACAACUGCAGCACUACAGGUGGGAAGUGGAGCGAUGCCAGCUUGCCCAGCAGAGCAGCCCCCAGAAGCAGCAGCAGCAGCAGGAGGAGGGAGCAGCCGUGCCCGUGGCACCGCCGGGCACCGCCGGGCACGCAGAGGAGCAGCUCUUCCGCUCCGUGGAGGGCCAGGCGGCCUCGGACGAGGAGGAGGAGAAGGGGCCCGGGGACCAGGCUCCCCAGCUGAAGGACAUCCUGGCCAAGCUCCCUUGCUGUGGCAGUGGAUGUGAUGAAAAGACCUGGAGAAAGCUGCUGUCCUACCUGGAGACCAGCAGCAGUGACGGGAAGGACCCUGUGGAGCCCUUGGGGAGAAUCUGCCCCCUCACAGGGCAGCCAGAACUCAAGGGCCACCAAGAGAAAAAACUGGAAGCAAGCAUGGAAGAGAUGAAAGGCCCCUGGCUCGGGGAGCUGCAGCAGAAGGUGGAGGAGGCAGAAGUGCUGAAGAUGGAGCUGCAGAUGCUGGAGACAGAGAGGGUUCGGCUGUCCCUGGUGGAAGAGAAGCUCCUGGAUGUUCUGCAGCUUCUCCAACAACUCCGAGACUUGAACAUAUCAAAGCGAGCCCUGGGGAAAAUCCUGCUGAGCACUUUGGAAUCCUGCCGUGACCCCCAGCCUGGCAAAGCCCAGCUGCUGGAAGUGCUGGACACCCUUCAGCAGGAGCUGGCAGCCUGUGAACUCCUGCACAAGCAGCCCACGGAGCAGGCCCAGAGCCCACGGUCCCUGUCCAACCCCCUGGUGAUCUCCUGCUGAGCCCAGCCAGCCCCAGGACAGCUGCAAGGAGCAAGGAUGGGGACAUUUGUCCAGCUCAGCCACGCCUGGACUGGCCAGGAGCGAGGAGUGACCCCAGGGAGGAGCAGCAGCCCCGGGCUGGGCACAGCCUGCCUUAGCUGGACUGCAAAGGCCAGCCCUGGGGUGCCCCUGGAGCUGGGCUGGCACCAAACUGUGCCCACCACACCCAUCGGACCCACAGGGAUUUACAGCCCUGGAAAACUGGGAAUGGACUGGCAGCAAACUGUGCCUCACCUGA